AUGGGUGUCCUCGAGAAGCUGAGCCGCAAGACCGGUGUCAUCGUCGGUGACGAUGUCCUCCGUCUCUUUGAGUACGCUCAGGAGAAGAACUUUGCCAUUCCCGCCAUUAACGUCACCUCUUCUUCUACCGUUGUCGCUGCCCUCGAGGCUGCCCGCGACCAGAACUGCCCCGUCAUCCUGCAGCUCUCCAACGGUGGUGCCGCUUACUUCGCUGGCAAGGGUGUCCCCAACGGCAAGCAGGAGGCCUCCAUUGCUGGUGGUAUCGCCGCUGCUCACUACAUCCGUAGCGUCGCUCCCGCCUACGGCAUCCCCGUCAUUCUGCACACCGACCACUGUGCUAAGAAGCUGCUGCCAUGGCUCGACGGCCUGCUCGAUGAGGACGAGAAGUACUUCAAGCUGCACGGCGAGCCCCUCUUCUCUAGCCACAUGAUCGACCUGUCGGAGGAGUCCGUCGACUACAACAUCCAGACCACUGCUGCCUACCUCAAGCGUGCUGCUCCCAUGAAGCAGUGGCUCGAGAUGGAAAUCGGUAUCACUGGUGGUGAGGAGGACGGUGUCAACAACGAGGAUGUCGACAACAACUCCCUUUACACCCAGCCCGAGGACAUUCUCGCCAUCCGCAACGCCCUCGCCCCCAUCAGCCCCUACUUCUCCAUUGCCGCUGGUUUCGGUAACGUCCACGGUGUCUACAAGCCCGGCAACGUCCGUCUCCACCCUGAGCUGCUCAAGAAGCACCAGGCCUACGUCAAGGAGAAGAUCGGUUCCCCCAAGGACAAGCCCAUCUUCUUCGUCUUCCACGGUGGUUCCGGAUCCUCCAAGGCGGAGUACAAGGAGGCUAUCAGCUACGGUGUCGUCAAGGUCAACGUCGACACUGACAUGCAGUACGCUUACCUGUCCGGUAUCCGUGACUACAUCCUGAACAAGAAGGACUACCUCAUGCAGCCCGUCGGCAACCCUGAUGGUGCCGACAAGCCCAACAAGAAGUACUUCGACCCCCGCGUCUGGGUUCGUGAGGGUGAGAAGUCCAUGAGCAAGCGCGUCCAGGAAGCUCUGGAGGACUUCAACACUGCUGGUCAGCUGUAA
Messenger RNA from Paecilomyces variotii, 1083 nucleotides. Its product is annotated as fructose-bisphosphate aldolase, class II. Gene Ontology annotation, molecular function: zinc ion binding; fructose-bisphosphate aldolase activity. The transcript is spliced from 4 exons. Gene Ontology annotation, biological process: glycolytic process; gluconeogenesis. Gene Ontology annotation, cellular component: cytosol. Lineage: Eukaryota; Fungi; Ascomycota; Eurotiomycetes; Eurotiales; Thermoascaceae. The record is from RefSeq and is a predicted model, not a curated record. The coding region runs from base 1 to 1083 and encodes 360 amino acids.